Messenger RNA from Ostreococcus tauri, 513 nucleotides. Its product is annotated as Frataxin/CyaY. Gene Ontology annotation, cellular component: mitochondrion. The record is from RefSeq and is a predicted model, not a curated record. Gene Ontology annotation, biological process: iron incorporation into metallo-sulfur cluster; intracellular iron ion homeostasis. Gene Ontology annotation, molecular function: iron chaperone activity; ferroxidase activity; ferrous iron binding. The transcript has a single exon. Lineage: Eukaryota; Viridiplantae; Chlorophyta; Mamiellophyceae; Mamiellales; Bathycoccaceae. Bases 1 to 513 code for a protein of 170 amino acids.
AUGUUCGUUACUGUGAGGACAAAGGUUGUCCGCUUAUCACAGCUCCGGCGUUGCUUGCGUUUUGCGUGCCAAAGCCAUCGUGCUCCUCUCCUAUUACACGAGUAUACAACACAAACUGUGGAACUUCGACACGUCUUGUUCAAGAAACGCUCCACAAGCUGGAAAACUGCGACUGCGCCGGCCCUGACAGACCAUGCUUUUCAUGACGCAGCCGACUGUACCUUGCAGCAUAUUCUUGAUUGCGUUGAGGCGUUAGUAGAAAGUACUGAUCUUGAAGUUGAUGUCUCCCUUGAAAAUGGUGUAUUGAUGGUUGAGUGCGGAAAGAGUGGGACUUUUGUGCUAAAUAAGCAAACGCCUAACAAGCAAAUAUGGUUGGCCUCUCCAGUUUCUGGCCCACUGAGAUACGACUACGUGUCUCAAAGAUGGUUAAACAUGAGGGACGGUCAUAGCUUACAGUACCGUUUCAAGCAUGACUUUGAGUCCAUAUGCAAAACUGAGCUGAACAUCUUGUAA